CUAAGACAGUAAAGCACCAUCACCACCAAGUCACAUGUUCACCAGAAGUAAUCUAGUGGGUACUCCACGAAGAGAUGGACAUGCAGUAAACGAUAUGCGUGAUUUCACUCCCAUUGGCGUUAAGUCUACUCGAUACGAACCCAUAGUGGAGAGAUCUCAUCAACUGAAUAAUACUGGUCGAUCACUAUUUCAACCUAUCCCCGACAUGUCAAGAGAUAUGGAUGAAAUAUUCGGUGAUACUACCGGUGAGUUUACUAUAGAGUCAAUCCAUUCGAUGGGUCAAUCAGCAAAUAGAGAUCGUCCAACUGCUGUGACUAACAACCACAACCACAAUCACAAUAAUAAUCACUUCACUAAGAAUUUAAUUAAUAAUGGCUCAGCACCUGUAAGAGAACAGGAUGAACGAAUUCGAGAUUUAAAUUCAGAAAACUAUAUGCUCCGAUUGAAAGUGAUAGAUUUACAGAAAUUUCUUAGUGGAACUCCUGAAGAUCAGAAACAAGUAUUAGAAGAAAACUUCCGAUUAAGAGAACAAGUAGCUACUAUGGUAAGACAAUUAGAUGAUAUAAAAUCUCAUUCAACACACUCACAAACUGAUGACCAACAGAUCAGACAAUUCCAACAACAAUUACAUGAUAAGGAAUCCAUAAUUACUGAUUUAGAAUCAAGACUCAGAGAUAUGAAUCAACGAAUUCAACAAACUGAUAAAUCACAAUCACACCAGACUGAAUUAAUUAAGAAAUAUGAAGCUCUACAAGAUGAAAAUAGACAUAUAAUGAAACAAAUGGAUAAUUUGAAUCAUCAACAUGAAACUGUGAUAUCAGAAAGAAAUAAUCUUAAUGAUAAAGUAAAGGAUAUGUCACAUUUACUUAAUAUAAAUGAAGGGAAAUCUAAACAAAUUGAUAAUUCAAUUCAGAAUUAUAUUGAAAGAAUAGAAUCAUUACAAUCUCAAUGUGAUCAAUUGGCCCAAGCCAAAUCAGAUGCUCAAAAGGAAAUUGAACAUUGGAAACAACAAUUAAAUCAUUCAAAAUCAGAUUAUGAUGGUCAACGAGAUGUGAUAGUGAGUGAUUUUAAUAAAUUAAAAGUUCAAUAUAAUCAUUUAAAUGAUAAUUUACAACAAGUUAAACAAUUGAAUGAACAAUUGACUGAUAAAUUAAGUAUAAGAGAUUGUGAAUUACAUGAUAGAACCAAUGAAUUACGUGAUAGAACUAAUGAAUUAAAUGAUAUAAAGAAAACUUAUGAUGAACUCAAAUUCACCAUAUCAACCCUUCAACAACAAGAAUCUACUAGUAGAAAUCAAAUAACUCGAUAUGAACUGGAAAUUGAAUCAUUAAGAUCACAACUUCGAAAUUCAGAUUCAACUAAUAAAGAUUUACAUCAAUUACAAAUUCAAAUUAUUGAAUUAAAGGAAAAGCUUAAAUUCUAUGAAGUUGAAUAUGAAAAUUUAAAGGAUAAACAUUCAGUAUCAACAACCAAAUCCACUAGAUUAGAAAGAGAAAUAGAUAAUUUACAAGAUGAAAUAAGUCGACUUAAGAAUGAAAAGAUUCAAUUAGGUGAUAGAAUUGAGAUUGUAGAAGGUAAUAAAUCAUCAGUUAAUAAGACAAUUAAUCAAUUAAAGCGUGAACGAGAUGAUUUACAACAUACUAAUGAUAUAUUAACUAAUGAUUUAAAAUCAAAGAAUCAUGAAUUGGAUUAUUUACGAAAAGUUCAUACUUCUGCCACUGAAAAUGAUACAACUCAACGAGAAAUUGAACAACAUCUUGAAGCCUUACUUACCGAUAAUUCUGAUUUAAAAGGUUUAGUAGAUAAUUAUUCUGAUAAAGUAAGAGAAUUAACUUAUCAACUUAAAGAGAUUGAAAUUGAAUUAGAUACUAAAUCCAAGAACUAUGAAAUCUUAGAGUAUCAAGCUAAAAGACUUGAAGAAGUAUUAGCAUCAUUAGAUCGAGAUAAUAAAUUCAAUGGUGGAGAUAACUUCAAUUCCAAUUCCAAUUCCAAUUCCAAUUCCAAUUCCAAUGCUAAUGCUAAUGCUAAUUCCAAUGCUAAUGCUAAUUUCCAUGAAUUGACUGAUUAUUUGAAAUCGAAAACGAAUUUAGACGAAUCAAGAAUUCAACAAUUAGAACAAGAAAUUAGAACUUUAAGAAAAGAUAAUGAACUAGAACUUACUAGAUAUAAAGAUAAGAUAUCUUCACUUGAGACACAAAUUGAUUUACAAAAGGAUAUAAUACGAACCAAGGAAACUAUCACCAAGACUGUACUGGUUGAUCAACCAUCUCCAGUCCAAGCAUUAUUAGAAUUACAAUUAAAGGAAGCAUCUAAAUCUACCUUUAAACUUGAAACUGAAUUAAAACAAUCACUUUCAAAAUGUUCUACAUUAGAAUCCCAAAUUGAAAGACUUGAACGUGAUAAUGGUAAUUUAUUAAAACUGAUAAAUAAUUAUGAAAUUAAUGAAUCAUCAUUUAAAUCUCAACAAAUCUCCCGAGAUUCAGAAAUUAUGAAUUUAAAGGAAGAAUUAUUAAAGACCAAGAAUCAUUGUAAAAGAUUAGCCAAUAAAGUUGAAGAACUUCUUCAAGAUAAUAUUCUUAAUGAGAAAUUAUCCCGAAUAAGAAUUCAAAAUGAUAAUGAAUUAAAUAAAUCAAAAGCUACUAAUCAAUAUUUACAAAAACAAAUUCAAACCUUAAAGAAAAUUGGAGAAUCCGAUAAACUUAUAUUACUUGAAAAUGAAUUAACUUAUUAUAAGGCUAAAUUAUAUGAUAUGAAUUUAAAGGCUAAUGAUCUUCAAAUCAUGUAUUUAUUUGCUCUUAAUUCAAUUAAGAAUACUGAUAAAGCAUUAAAGGAUGAUUUAUAUAGUUUAUCUAAAGUAGGGAUUUAUCCUGAUUAUCCCCUUAUGAAAGUUGAAAGAUUAAAACGAGGUAAACCAUUAACUUUUAAACAAGUGGCACUCUUUGUAUUAGCUGCAAUUCGAAUUAAAAGACGAACUGAUAAGUCUCGAAAGAGGAAAGCUAAAUUAGAAGAAUUAAAGGAUGAAAUUGAUUAUGUCAAAAUCAAAACCAUCCCAUAAAAUCUUUUCAUAUCUUUUCAUAUCUUCUCAUAUGUGUACUAUAUGUAAAUUUACA
Molecule: messenger RNA, 3110 nt
Organism: Scheffersomyces amazonensis
Lineage: Eukaryota; Fungi; Ascomycota; Pichiomycetes; Serinales; Debaryomycetaceae
Exons: 1
Coding region: 35-3055 (1006 amino acids)
Cellular component (GO): microtubule organizing center
Source: RefSeq, a predicted model, not a curated record